AUGUUGUUGCACGAAGUCCCUGCAGUGUGUCCCGCCUUCACCGUCACAGAAGCCGAGGAAAUGUCAGACGCAGCGCAGCAGCUGGCCGGCAGCGGCGCCGCUGCGGCGGGUGACAACAAGCCCUUCACGGCCCACCUGUCCAAUGUCUACCUCAGUAUAUUGGCGCUGUUUUGCUUCAAACUCUUCGUCAAGAUCUCCCUCAACCUGCUCACUUACUUCUACAUCGUCCGCGGCAACCGCAAGGAAGCAGCCAGAAUAUCCGCAGAGUUUUACGACUAUGCUCAGCAACGCAGUUCUUGGACGGACCGCUCGCCGCUCCACGAAGCCGCUUCUCAGGGUCGCCUACUCGCCCUGAGGACUCUCAUCGUGCAAGGUCACAAUGUGAACAGCGUGACCAUCGACCAGGUGACCCCUCUCCAUGAGGCCUGCCUUGGAGACCAUGCACCAUGCGCGAGAGCCCUCAUCGACGCUGGCGCUGACGUCAACGCCUCAACGGUUGACGGCGCCACGCCACUGUUGAAUGCCUGCGCCGUGGGCAGUGUGGCCUGCACCGAGGUCCUCCUGGAAAACGGCGCCAAAGCUCAAAGUUUCGUGCACCGGCCGUCGCCCAUCCAUGAAGCAACGAGCAGAGGACACUGCAGUUGUGUAGAGGUUCUGCUGGCGUGGGGUGUCGAUGUAGACAUGGACAUUCCUCACUUGGGCACACCACUUUACACCGCCUGUGUCUACAAGGAGCUGGAGUGCGCCAGGAAACUCUUGAGGGAAGGCGCUAACGUCCAAAAAGGCAGAUCACUGGACUCGCCUUUGCACGCGGCAUCAGAGAAAGACUGCACGCCGGUGGUGAAACUGCUGUUGGACUUUGGCGCCGACAUCAACGCGCGGGACGGCGAAUGUCGACGGCCUGUAGAUGUGGCCCCACCAAGUAGUUUGACUGAAAGCUUCCUACUCCUCUAUGAAGCUACACCGCGGCUGCUUAGUCAACUGUGUCGACAGUGCAUCAGAAUGUGCGUUGGCCGGGAUCGACUUCACCUCCUUUGUCAUCUUCCCUUGCCCGGUCGGAUUCGGAAUUUCCUGCAGUACCAGUGACAAUGUCCGAAAUGCAAAAGUGACUUUUUAAUAGUUUGUAUACAAAGAGCCACACAUAGUAAUACAUGUCUAAGAGUGAGCCAGCACCAAAUUCAUUGUGGCAGUACACAGUGGCGCCACCAGGGGGUGGCCAAGGGUGGGGUUGGCCACCCCACUGGGCACCCCGCUUGCCAGUAUAUCGUUAGAUUGUUGUAUCAUCAGUUAUGCAUUUCUUCCCUAAUGAAUGCAUUUAUUUUGUUUUGUUAAAUGUAGAGCUGUCAAAUUUAUCACGUUAACGGGCGCUAAUUUUUUUUUUUUUAAGUUAAUCAUGUAAAAAAUAUUUAUCGCAAUUAACGCAUUCCCGGUACUAUUCAUUCACGCAUUGCCGCAAACAGCCUACAAUGGUGCAGUGUUACUUAUAUACAGAGAUAAGAGGCAGAGUGGAGUAGAUACAAGCAUUCAUUGGGGCCGUGCUUUUAAUUGGCAAAAGCUUUGUCAUCUCUCCCACAGCAGCUAUAAAUAUUGUGGGAAGCGACGUGGGGAAGAAUGACAGGAGUUGAUCUUUUUCUUAACACCCUUUAGUGUACCCAACGCAGAGAAGAUAUAGCAUUUCCAGCCACCACACACAGUCAUGGUUGCACCACUUUCCAUCAUGCAUUUGGGCAGAAACAGUUAAGUCGCUACAGUAUCAUUUACUGAAAGCUCAACAAAUACACUAGAUGGGAAUAUUUAGUCACAAUAUACAAACUCAUAUUUAUCCUUUAAGAAUUACAAGUCUUUCUAUCCGUGGAUCCCUUUCACAGAAAGAAUGCUAAUAAAGAUAAUGCCAUCUUGUGGAUUUAUUGUUAUAAUAAACAAAUACAGUGCUUAUGUACAGUAUGUUGAAUGUAUAUAUCCGUCUUAUCUUUCCAUUCCAACAAUAAUUUACAGAAAAAUAUGGCAUAUUUUAGAAAUGGUUUGAAUUGUGAUUAAUUACGAUUAAUUAAUUUAAGCUGUGAUUAACUCGAUUAACAUUUUUAAUUGUUUGACAGCCCUAGUUAAAUGUACACCUUAUGCCUAAUAUAUACAUAACACAAUAAAACAGAAUUGUUGUAGAACUCAAAAUGUUGACUGGACAGUUAUGGACUAUGCACAUUAAAUCAUUAGUAACAUCAAAUAUUACACAAUACACCAACGCAUAUCAGUAGCCGUGUUCUUAAGUCUUUCUGAUAAUUUUCCCCUGACCUUUUUACUGCAAUAAUAUAAUGAAAACCUGAAAUUAUGGCUUUUAUUUUUGGCCACCCCAAGAUUUUAAGUGGCCCCAUCUGGCCACCCCUAUGAAAAAUUUCUGGAGGCGCCACUGGCAGUACAAGUAGUUCAAUGGUUAGUCACCAGAGAUAUUUAUCAGAAAUUCUACAUUGAAAACGUAUUAUAUUGCAUAUUAUUAAGUAUAUUUUUGCAUUGUAGAUUGUUACAAACGCAAUAAAACGCUUUAUUUUAU
Molecule: messenger RNA, 2545 nt
Organism: Corythoichthys intestinalis (scribbled pipefish)
Lineage: Eukaryota; Metazoa; Chordata; Actinopteri; Syngnathiformes; Syngnathidae
Gene: asb5a
Product: ankyrin repeat and SOCS box containing 5a
Exons: 8
Coding region: 1-1086 (361 amino acids)
Biological process (GO): positive regulation of protein catabolic process; intracellular signal transduction; protein ubiquitination
Molecular function (GO): protein binding
Source: RefSeq, a predicted model, not a curated record